Messenger RNA from Rhipicephalus sanguineus (brown dog tick), 13111 nucleotides. Its product is annotated as stomatin. Gene Ontology annotation, cellular component: plasma membrane. The transcript is spliced from 9 exons. The record is from RefSeq and is a predicted model, not a curated record. The coding region runs from base 63 to 1172 and encodes 369 amino acids. Lineage: Eukaryota; Metazoa; Arthropoda; Arachnida; Ixodida; Ixodidae.
AGUGGGCAAGCUGCAGAUAGGGAACCUGACCACAGCGUAGUAACACGAAGUGACGCACCAGCAUGGAGCUCGAGGCGCUGAUGGAGACUGGCGCCAGCCUGGGCCUGACCGGGGAUGACCUGAGACGCUGGAUCGACGAGGAGCGCCGGACGGACCGCGAGCAGAGGACGGCCGCCGAGAGAUACCGGGGCGCGCACAUGGACCCGCAGUCCUGGGAGAAGAUGGAGAAGGAGCGCCACUCGCUCGAGCUGCAGGAGCGACUGCGCCAGGUUGGCGCCCUCACCGACUCCUCGUACCCGAUAGUACCGCACAACAUUUCUCAGGGAGACAAGGGCGCCUGCGGUUACAGGUACGAUGCCCACGUGGAAACAGGCAGCAAUGGCGUCUGCACAUUCCUCCUCACCGCCAUAUCCAUAUUCUUUAUCAUCUUGACGUUUCCCCUGUCGCUGUUGAUGUGCAUCAAGAUCGUGCAGGAAUAUGAGAGAGCCGUCAUCUUCAGACUCGGUCGCCUUGUCAAAGGAGGAGCACGAGGACCAGGACUUUUCUUCAUCAUUCCUUGCAUUGACAACUAUACCAAAGUCGACUUGAGAACCGUAUCGUUCGACGUGCCACCUCAAGAGAUCCUGACCAAGGACUCGGUGACCGUCGCGGUGGACGCUGUGGUGUACUACCGCAUUCAGAAUGCCACCGUGGCCGUGACCAACGUGGAGGACUACGGGCGCUCGACGCGCCUCCUGGCGGCCACUACUCUACGCAACGUGCUCGGUACCAAGAGCCUCUCUGAGAUUCUGUCCGAGCGCGAAGCCAUCAGCCACACCAUGCAGGCAAACCUGGACGAAGCCACUGAUGCCUGGGGAGUGAAAGUCGAGCGAGUCGAAAUAAAAGACGUCCGGCUGCCGGUACAGAUGCAGAGGGCCAUGGCAGCGGAAGCUGAAGCAUCCAGAGAGGCCCGCGCUAAGGUGAUCGCGGCCGAGGGCGAACAGCGCGCGGCGCGCUCCCUCAAGGAGGCGGCCGAUGUCAUUUCGGAGUCUGGACCAGCGCUGCAGCUGCGUUACCUGCAGACGCUCACCUCCAUUGCGGCCGAGAAGAACUCUACAAUCGUCUUCCCGCUGCCCAUGGAACUCCUCAAGGGGCUACUCGCUCUAGACCGAACUUCUAGUCAAGACCUCUGAGAACAAAGCCUGGAAGCGAAGCUGCGCACCCCCGGGACAUCGAAGGGACGUCGGUGGAGCCACAAGCGCCAUUGGUACCAAAGAAGAUUGCCUUCGUUGCAUUACACGCACCCAAGUCAUCAGACGUUGCUGUGCGCACUGAUUUGUGCUUGCGUCUCCCGUUGCCCAUUUGACCCACUUCCGCUCGAACUCGGGAGCAAAGACUCGAACCACCAGCUGUUAUAUACGAGUCUGUGGGUCCUGAAUAACGUGGCGAGAUCAUGAGCGAAGGAGAGCAGGGGUGUCCUCGUCGCUGUUGCUAAAAAAAAAGAGAAGAAAAAGCGCUGACGUUCUUGUUGCCGUCGGCGCCGUAAACAUACUUCAAAUAUGAUAACAACGCUGCUUCAUUGCGAAACGAAAGGCGUGUGACAAUUAAUUUACAUUGAACAUGUAGAGUUAUAGACCACAACGCAUAGUCCAAAUUAUUGAAAUAUGUUUAUUUACGCAGUAAAAUGUUGACCGGUGGAGCGUUGAUCGUGUUAUCUCUUAACAAAAGUACGUCGAUGUACAAAUUUCGUGGAUUUUUUUUUUCGAUAGCUUUAAUUAGUGAUACAGUUUGUAUAUAAGUGAAUGGAACAAGCCUGUUUCUAACCACAAGUGCCUCUGAACAAGCGAUGACGGGUCGUAUAUAAUGUAUAUCAGUCGCACAUUUCGUGAAAUGACGCGUUCGCGAAAAUGUGAAAUACUGAUGUGUCGGGAAAGGGUUUCCUGGGAUAAUUUUCCGCAGAUGACAUGACAUGUCUUCUGGAUCGAAAUACACUUGUUGCGUGUUGUGACGGCUAUGUGCUUACACGAUGUUAAACCACACAGUCCGGUCCCUCUUCUGUGGGCCACCUAUGUUAUGGGCCAUCCAGUCUACGAACACCGCAUGAAUAUAUUGUUGAGCGCCAGUCGAUAUUCGAAAGCCCUUUACAACAGAGCUGUAUAUGGCACACCUCCUUGAUUUCUUCGUGUUGCUGUCCGUGAGCGAAAACCUCUAGCGCCCUCUAAGGAGCAGCAGAAGAACUAACUUCAAUGCAUUAGUUCUUCCACCGCUCUCUGAAGGGCACGUGGAUGGAUGGAUGAAUAAACUUUAUUUCGGUCCCUCGGAACGCGCCCUAGCACGUUGCGGGCCGCUCCCACGUCGGAACAGAAAGACCAAGUCUCUCUGCUGCGUCGCGGGCCCGUUGGACUGCCCAUAGUUGUGCUUCGAGUCAGGAGCUUGUAAUAGCUUCUUCCCAUUUUGACGGCGUGAUGACUUCGCCGCCGUGUAACGCGGGGCACCGCCAGAGCAUAUGUUCGAGAUUAGCGAUAGAUAGAUAGCGAAGGGCACGUGGCGUUUUAUCAAUUUGAAGUCACAGGAACGGGAAAAGUACCGCGACCGUCCUGCCCGCCGCCAUAUUUGGUCCAGCGCGGCCGAAGCUUCGGCGGCGCGGUGUUGAUUUCCCGCGGAGUAACGCAUGUUUUACGCAUUGCGUGCGCUUUUGCAGCCCCGAAUGAAGCAUACCGUUGUUCUCUAACUAAUAAGGAAAAAAAUAGCGGCAGUUGUCACUUGCCUACAUGCGCACGCGUACUAACGCGAUAAAGAAAUGCGAACUGCGUGGCAUUUACGCGCUCGCCUGUCGGCAUUUAUUAAAUGCGAAUCAUUUCUUAGCGAACUUCUGCGAGUUUGAACGUAGUAUCUAUCUAUCAGCCCACGACUAUGUGCUCUCCUGGCCGUUUAGUUAAUAGGAUGUAUACCAAAUUUGGUAUGACAUAACAUGACUGUAUGACGAAUAUAAACUACAGGUGGUAACAUGAAAAUAAUGACGUGUACGGCAUGAUUUACAUGGCACGUUCAUGGUGCUCUCGCGGCCGCUUCGCUAGCGUGAUACACACCAAAAUUGAUAUGGCGUGACAAGAGUGUAUGACGAACAUAAGUUACUGAUCAUAACGUGUAAAUCAUGGCAGGCAUACCCUGUAAAACAUAAUUUGCAUGACAUGGACUCAGGGCGCUGGCGGUCGUUUAGUGAAAUGCAUAUGCCAAAAUUGAUAUGACGAGAUAUUUCUGUAUGAUGAACGUUAGUGACAGGUGGUAACAUGAAAAUCAUGAUUUGUAUGUCAUGUACAGCAUCACUUACUUGCCACGUUCAUGGUGCGCUCGCGGCCGGUUCGGUAACUUGAUGUAUACACCAAAAUUGGUAUAGCGCGAGGUGGCUGUGUGACGAACUUGAAUGAUAGGUGGUGACGUGAAAACCAUGACAUGCAUUACAUGUACGGCAUGGUUUACAUUACACUGUCUUUGUGCACUUCCGGCCGUUUUGUUAACUGGAUGUAUACCAAAUUUGGUAUGGCAUGACGUGCGUGCGUGACGAACAUAAAUUACAGGUCAUGCGUUGUAUAUACCAGAUUCUACAUGCAUGCAUGCAUGACAAACAUGCGAUAUAUAGUGAACUAGAUGUCAUGACAUGAAUGAUUUCAUCUGCCUCAAAGACGAACAAGGCGAUAUAUGCAGCUCUUUGCUGGCUGCUUCGCAUUAAAUUGAUUCCCACAAUGCGUGGAAUCUGCUGGAUUGACACAAAAGGCACAAUUAUACAGUCACGUCACGCGCUACCAAUAUUGGUGCAUAUCAAGCCAGCGAACCGGCCGCAGGUGCACCAUAAGCAUGGCAUAUAAAUCAUGGCUUACAUGACAUGCGUGUCAUUAUUUUCAUGUUACCACCUGGUAUUUAUGUUCGUCAUUCAGUCACGUCACGCAAUACCAGUCUGUAGCAGUCAGUUUUCAUGGUACACUGAUCGUUAUAUGUGAGCCCAAAGGCGUCAUUUAUGCCAAACAUAAUCAAGAGCUGCCCGGCAAUGUUAUUGUGCAUGAACCUUCUGCAGCAGCCACGCGAAACAAGCUGCACUAGUGCAGCGGAGACGCCAACAUUCCCCGAAACAGCAUUUGCGAAUUGUCAAUGAAACGCUUGCCUCACAAAGGCGGGUGUAAGUCGUGGAAACAAAUUUUUUGCGCCGUAUUCUGUGCAGCCACACAACCCGUCGCUUGGCAUCCUUUUUCCCGCUGGGAAUAGCAAAGAGGGCUUUCCCGCUUCCCGCCGGUUGCUGCUCCCGAAAGCGCAGCCGGCGCAGCACCCAUGCCUUCUUUUGAUGCCUCGACAGGCUUGCGAUGUAGUGUCAAAACGGCACGGGAUGUAGUAAAGUUCCUGCACGCUUUUCUGAGGCUAUCAAAACAAUCGCCCUUCAGGUAGGUAGGUAAACAACUUUAUUGAUUCGUGAAAGAAUCAUGUGAGGGGGGUGUGUGGGGAGAAGCGGAAGCAGGACGACGAUGAGCCCUCGGGCCGCUCUAGGUGGCCGGACACUUCUGUGCUUCGGUGACCCCUCUGGCCCAGCCCACUGUCCGGAGCUGUAACUCCGGUUGCGAGCUGCGCAGAGCAGCCUCCCAUCGCUCCUGGUGUUCUGACCCUUGCCAGGGGGGCUUGGGUUUGUUUGGGCAAUUCACAAAGACGUGAUUGAAGUCGGCUCUGGUGCUCGGACACAAGUUGCAAUGAGGAGAAGUUUCGCCAUGCGUAAUCGCCCUUCAAAGCGCAAUGCGUCGGCGGCCGGGAGACGCUAGCGAAGCGACCGAGCUGGACCAUUUAUGUGGCGAAGCCGCCGAAAGGGCGUGGCGGCGAAGAGAAAAAGAACGCGGUACUUUUCCCGUUCCAGUGACUUUAUAUCAAUUUAAUGCUUCAAGUGUGUACUUGAAACAUUAAACUGAUAAAACCUCUGGUGUCCUCUAGGGAGUGGUGGAAGAACUAAUGCAUUAAAGCGAUAAAAAUCAGUGAGUGCGUGUUUCGCCACGUCAGUUGAUUAGUGGCCACGUCAGGAUUAGAGGUGGCACUGUCGUACGUAGCAAGUGUGGGAUCCCACUGCAAGAACGCGCGAGAUGCAGCGAGCUUAUGAUGAACGGCAACGAGAGCAGAGACGGGAGUUCGCCCGUCAGCACCGCUGGUCACCCACCAUCACCGGAUGAAAUGGUCUCGUAUUUUUAGAGUUGGCCCUGUUCGCGAUUCGCCUUGUAGCCAACUUGGAAUUCCUCAUGUAACUGCAUAUAAUUUUUCCGCGCGCGCGACGCUUUACCAAGUGCACAAACUCAUUACGCGCUAGCCCGCUAGAAAAAAAUAAAGGAAUAGUUUGCGCGCAUGAGUGGCAGCCAAGGCUCGGCGAAACAGCAGGAUACAAUUGCUUUGAGGUGGUGUGUAGUGGUUGCCAUUGUUUUGAGGUGAGCUUGUCAGGUAUGCGGGGAGUUGCGUGACCUCCAACCGAAUGCAAUGACGGGGCAAGUGAGCAGCCUCCAGGUGACUGCACUAUAUACAACCGCUCCGACUUACGACAAAAGAAGCUUUGUCUACGCGCAUGUACUACAUUUCACGCAUCGCAUCGCGCAACGGAAUUCGUUACGCGUAACUUGGCGUCGUGCCCUGUUGCGAUUUCAACACGUAAGUGCGCAGUGGAGGUUGGGGAGCUGGGUUAUUAAAAGAGUCGCUACGCAAGAUAAAACGAAAAACUAAGAAAUACACUGAAGUGUUUUUUUUUUUAACCCAGUAGCCGAUUUGGGGACAAUUCGUGUACAGUAAAUUGCGGGAAAGGGUCGAGCACACAGCGCCGUGGAACGGAAGCUGAGUUAUUCGUGGGACCAAUUGGUCGUGGGCCGCGGAAAAUUCGCGACAACCGCUCAAAUCAGGCCAUCGUGCACUUAAGCCCGUCGGACCCGAUAUACAAUUUUAAAAAAAAGAAGAAACAACGUCAUACGUUUAGAAGGCGACAUCGACUGUCAAAGGUAAAUCGGCAAAUUGUAUAUUAUCUCUGUUACUGCGCAGUAUACUCACAUCAGAGACUUACACCAGAAGCAUGCGAAGUAAAUUAGUUAUUCGAGCUAACGCACAAAAAGGAGUACCAGUCGAGGGAUCUUAGCUCUAGUUCGAAAUUUUCAAGAGCAUGAAACUACAAAAAAAAAUAUUCGCGACUUAUACGAAUUAUACUUGGAAACUGAAUGCCUAUGUUGAAAACCUUGGACACCUUUGGAUUCCAAGCUACCCGUCUUAAGCGGCGAGAGAACUUGCAGUCUCGUCGAUAUCUUGCUGCGGUACCUCAGUCAGGUGUGUACGUUAUGCAACUAUAGCCGCUUGUUCACUGUCUACAGAAAUAUAUCGCAAUUUGGAAACGAAGCGUUAGUUGCACGCUCAGGUUACGCGAAUGUGGUGAGAACAGGUCGCGUUUUAAUAUUGCUUGGAGCAACGAAGCGACUGUCGUCAGGGUGAACUGACGACAGUAGAAAUGAGAGAGUUUUAGUGCUGGGUUCCCGCGGGCUUGGGGGCGCGCGGGCCCUUGCGCUCUUUUGUAUUCUCGGUGGAUGCGGCUGGGCGUACAAAGGAACGCGUGCGUACGCAGGUGGCUUGGGGUCCCCAGUGCUAAAACUCUCUAUUGACGUGACGCUUCAAGGAAAAACGAGGGCAGUAGCAACGUCGAUAUUAUUACUUCGCGCACUAUUUGUGCAAAGACUCCCUGGACAUGAGCUUGUAUUCUCUUGAAUUUUAAUGUUUUCUGUUUACUGAGCUGGUUUAUUAAAAGUAAACGAGCAACUGACGAAUAAAUGGACGCUGGUGUGCAAAUACAGGACAUCCCAUGACGGGCUAUGUGAACUCGUUAGCUCGCGGAUCCAGAUGCUUCAUUGAUCAUCGGGGCAGGUGAGCUGAAACGGCACAAGCAAGCGUAGCAGUGUAGAUUCGAGUUUACGUACAGGGCUCUCACAUUAGUUUAACACCUUGAACAUAGCAAAGCACAAGCUACUGCUCGAAGUACAGUUUGCCGACACGGCGCUCUUAGGUCAAAUAUGUGUUUACACGUCUGCGGUUCUUUGGCAGGAUUAUUAGGCGCUUAUUUUAUAGCUAUUACUGACCGACCAUAGUAAUAGGACUGCUAUGGCGCUGAUAUACCAACUGUGCGAAGUUCUCGUCAUGCCAGAAUUGAGAUACACAGAAAGUGUUGCUUGAAAGAGGCGCCCAAAUUUUGCGUGCAACUUGCGUGCAGUGCGUGCAACUCUAACUGCGAAAACAUGUUUCCUGCAAAGCACGGCAAUCAAUGGCCUGCCAAUACGUGCGCUUUUAAUUAGCCACAUUUUCCCUAAUGAUAGCUCGAACGGAUGAAAUGGUAACAACUUUUGAGGCGAAAGCCUUGCAUGUCUCAUGGGAACGUGACCUUGAACGUGAGCGAAAUGAAGCAAGUCGAAGUGGUCUCAAGAUGCGCGUUCACUUCGUCUUUGCGGCCUUCGCGUGACUACACACAAGAAAAGAAUGAGAAAAAAAAAGGGGCGCCGUUUGUGUGAUAUCAAAUAGACACAUCAAAUGGCUUUCGCCUUCGAGUCGUCUUAAACCAAUGCACGAGAGACCCUGCGAGUUUUCUCCUAUGUCUUCCAAUAAUAAAACACGCUUUACGAACGUAGAGCAUUAGGUUCACUGAGAAGUACAAAGAUUACGCAUAUCUAUACUGUACGCAGUAAAUGGGGCACUAAAAACUAACUUAUUGGCUUCAAUUGCUAAAAAUGUUCCACAACUUACACCUAUGCUUUCACUAUUACGUGAUGUUACAACAACAAAAUUGCAGUGCUUUCAUUUGUUAAUCACAGCUUUACGACUGAACGCAUAUAGCCUGAACAUCUGUGAAUCUUAGCACCAUGGAAUGCAUUGUCGGUAUUGGCAAACGCACCAAGGUUGUACAGGCCGCACCAAGUAUAACCUAUAAGCAUUGCAAGUGUUUUGUUCAUAAAAUGUAAGCUCGGUAUUGAUUCACAAUUACCAUUAGGAAACUUGCGUUGUACGCCUUUUAGAUGCGAAGUAUCUUAAGGUCGAGCUCAAUCCGGCGGUGGUGGUGGUGGUGGUGAGCGGCGUGACCACCCUCACUGCGCAUGCGCAUACCCUCUCCACAUACCUCCUCUCCACUCCCCCUCACCAUUCCCCUUCCCCUCUACCCCUCUCCCCUUUCUCCUCUCCACUCACCCUCUCCCCAACCCCUCUCCACUUUCCCUCUCCCCUCCCCCUCUCCACUUUCCCUCUCCACUUCCCCUCUCCCCUCCCCAGUUUCCUCUCCCGACUCGCUUUCCCCCUUUCAUGCUCGCCCUCUCCCAUCCCCCUGCCGUUCCCCGCUCGCCCUGUGAGAAUUAACGGCCAGGCUAGAUGGAAGACACGACGCGCGUAGCGUCCCUCUUCGCGUUCCACGACACGAGGUCGGUAGCAUGCCCAACGAACGCCAACGGAACGCGAUCGUGCAAGUGCUCCGGCUUCGCAUCGCCUCAUGGUCCCCUUUAGCGGGAGAUGGUGUAAUUUAAUGACUGUCACUGGAUUCCUGUUUUGUCGUGUAGUGCUGAUGUGCUCUUGUACCUGCAUGUCCAACCUGUACGCCCACCUGCUAUGGUCUCGGAAAGAGAUGGGCAGUAUUGCAAAUAAAUAAAUAAAUAAAUAAAUAAAUAAAUAAAUAAAUAAAUAAAUAAAUAAAUAAAUAAAAUGUACACCAAAUUCGUAUAUCUGGGGUUUACGUGUGGUAAUGAGAUACAAUCACUGAAAGCAAGUGCUUAGCAUUAUCGCUUGCGUUUCGAAUGGGCACAUCGUCGUGGCUAAGUAAACAUAUUUUCGUUUUUUUUAAGCUUCAGCAGCAGCCACAAAGCAUUAUGUUGGAGUCAGCGAUGUAACUUAUGCAGGACAUUUCACUCUUGUUUUUUUUUUUUUUUUUGUACUCGCAUGCUUCAGUACAGAACCUAAAGCACUCAACAACACCACCACCAAUCAGAACACUUGCUGAUUUAGACUAGAAUCGAAAAGCUACACUAGGCAUUUUGCAACGAUGCACGUUUUCACUGUCCCGUAAAGUCAAAACAUGAUCUCACCAUUGUACUUGUUAUUUUCGUUAGCGAAAGAUCAUUUCGGAUUGUUUAAUAAACGAUUGGUUUGCUGUAAGUUUUUCUUUAAAUUUUUGUCACUGCCGGCCUACGCCUGUAGCAUCAUGUCAUUGCCAGAAGAGAGAGAGAGAGAGAAACAAAAAUGCACGUUUCUUCCACCGGGCUGCUCUUCAAGGACAGUUUAUAAAGGAAUAAAGUGGCUUUCUAUCUUUUAACGGUAAGAAAACGUUUCUGCGAAGGACCCACAUAGCACUGGCUGGAUGGCGCCCGCUCUGAACCAGUGCUGAAAUGUAUAUCGUACUCUUUAGUUUAUGAAGAAGUCUUUUCUGCACAACAAGCUUAGUGUUUUCUAAGCAACAAGCACUUGGCGGCUUGCACUACAGAAUGUACGGUACAUCAGCCGGUAUAUAUGCGCGGCAGGGGCGUAGCCAGAAAUUUUUUUCGGGGGGCGGGGGGGUUCAACCAUACUUUAUGUAUGUUUGUGCGUGCGUUUGUAUGUGUGCGUGUACACAUACAAACGCAAGCAAAAUUGAAAAUUUUCGGGGGGGGGGAAGGGUUGAACCCCCCCCCCCCCCCGGCUACGCCCCUGAUGCGCGGAUGGACCUGAUGACUGACUAAAUAUAGUAAGGGUGCGUGCAUGUGCGUGCGUGCGUGCGUGUGAGUAUGUAUGUACGUGUGUCUGUGAGAAAGAGGGAAUGAAAAGGAGAGCGAGACAGCCUUAUUAGGCUUAUUAAAACGGCUUCGUAGCAAAUUAACUCGCAGUAGGACGCCUAAAGCUUCUAAUGAAUGUUGCGAUUUCAAAAAAAAAAAAAAAAUAAUCGUAGCGGGCGAAAAGUGAUCUCGCUUUCCAAGAGCUUCUAAAUGGCUUAUAUUAUACUUGGUACUUGCUAAUGAAAGGUUUUUCAGCUUAUUUCCGACGUACGAAAGCUUUCGAAUCCAUGUCAACCAUUACUGCUGUUUUAUGGCCGCAUGUACCACACGAGCAAGCUUCCGUUUAAAUCUCGAUUUCUUUGGAGGAUCGAAGUUCGCGUAAAAUCGAAAAUUUUUCUCCGCGCGGACGCAGAACACAAUAUUUAUCGCACCACACCUCGUACUACGGACGUUUCUUCUUUAAAUUGUCACAUGUUUGUACGUUGUUUUGUAUCUUUUCAUUGAUUGUUUUCACCUGAUUGUCCCUGUAAUCAUGUUCUGAUCAACGUGAAAUAAAAAUGAAGAGUUGCACUGAUGACAGCAUGUUAGAAAUGGGUGUGGUUGUAAACUAACCUAUUCCGUCAUCCCCCCAAAAACGCAAUUUUGGUGCGUGAAAAAGCAGCAGUUUUUCGCUCGUGCUUUAUGUAACUUCAAUAUCGAUGAGCGUUUCGUAGCAUUCACCCAUUUGUACAAACAUCAAUUGUGCUUGAUUUGUGAUCACGUUGCUUGAAAGGUGGAGCGUUCGUAACACGUACGUGUUCACGAAGCAGAGAUCGAAUUUUUAUGCGCCUGAGAUGUCAGUGGUGACCAACAUUUGUACCUCCAAAUAAUUGAGAGAAAAAAAAAAGGAUGAUGGCUCCACAGGGACCGCAUUUUUUCAAGCUUUUAAGAAGUCAGUACUAUCGAUUUUUUUAAGACUGGCUAGACAAUAUAGGCUAUAAGCCCGUCAGGUCUAUUAGCCUAUAUUGUGCCGAGCCUGUAAACCAAUGGGUUAGGAAAGGUUAUAGCCAGGACCAUAUAUACCGUCUUAGAAGUCCGUACUGCGACUAUAUCAUUACCGGCGCCGAGUCACGCAUUAUGUGUUCUCAAUAUGAUUCCUUCAGUUCCUGAACUUCAAAGAAAGCUCCCCCCCACCCCCUUCAGAAGGAAGUACAAUCCGAGACAAAAGUAGACAUAGCUCUGUGCGGAAUUGCUGCUCUUUUGGAGUUAAAACCGGGUAGUCCUAUUGCGCGUUUGUGUGCGCGACGGUUUCGCCCCACAGCAUGACCAUCAUUACUCGGUGAAAGAGCGCUACUUGCAGACCACGGCAUACCGAAGCUUUACUACGCGCAUUUAUUGUAAGCAUCCCCGUGCACCAUACGCUGAACUGUUCCGUUGUUAAAUGUCCGCACUUGGACAGCAGAAGCAUGCAAAUAGUGCAGGCGAUAGCUCGCCGAGUUUAGAGACCAGUACCACGUAGGGGCGCACGAUAUAGAUUUUGCCGUCACAUCAAUUUUAUCUCCUUUUCUUUUGUCAAACAAAGUUACAGACAUAACGCAGUGUUGCUUUCUAACGUGAUAGCGUUAAAGAGCUCGUUGCGCAGAAAUUCCGGUGUCGGCGUCGUUGGUUGUGAGCGAAAAAUCACCGUUGUCCAUGAACGAAAAAUCGAGAAAGAUGCAAAUGAAAUAAAUAAUGAAAAUUUUCGGUUCACGUGAGAAUCGAACCUAGACCCUCUGCAUGGCAAGCAGGUGUUCUACCACAGAGCCACGCCAUUGCUUGAAAAUGCUUUCGAAAAAAAAAAAACACUAUAUGAAUGUCAUGUAGUGGGAUGUCAUGCCCUUAACGCAUGUAUUAUAGCGUGGAAGAACCGUAGAAUCGCGCCAGGCGUCAGAACAUGUGAAUUGCGCAACGAGCGGGUGUUUUAAUGGCCCACCCAUUACAAAGCGCUCAGACAUAUUUAAUCAUCAGCAGCAAAAGCAUCAACAAAGUGAGCAGCAGCGUAGGUUCACGUGUUGCCUGGACGCGCAGUGGGCCCUUCGCUGAUUCGCAAAAGGAAAGAUUAUGGUGUAGUGGGCACUUCGCAACUAUACUUGCAGUAGGCAUUCUAGGAUAGUUUGAAAGGGCCAAUGUUACGCGCAGAGACGUUCGUUUUCUUGUGGCAUGGUUGAGGCAUCCACCGAGUGAGAAGGCGACGCGCACGGGGCCCGAUUACGCUAUCGCGUUCAACUCUUCAAGCGAAGCUCAAACGUCCUCCAAGUGUUCCUUCUUUUCUUUUCUUUCUUUUCUUUCUUUCUUUUUUUUUUUUGCGCGUAAAGACAAGUUUAACAAGGCGCUGCGUAUCAACACUUCGUGGCAGGAAAACGACUAUGAGGUGUGCCCGGAAAGUAAUGACGCAGGGGCGUAGCCACGUUAGGGCACACCUGGGCCCGUGCCCCCCCCCCCCGAAAUUUUUUUUUGCCAUAGCAUAAAGAGCAGAAAAUGACACUCGACCACAUCUGCCUGCUCGUCCCCACUACAGAUCAAGGAGGUGCCCCCCCCCCCCCCCCCCGAAAAAAAUUUCUGCCUAUGCCCCUGUAAUGACGGUAUAUUAUAAAGCGUGAAAGCCCAUUUAUGUUAAGACGCCAACCGAAACACAUCAAUAUAUUCCAAAUAUACGCUUCCUGGGCGUCGGUACACCGCUGCAAGCGUUUCUGCCAAUAUUAUACUACACACCUCUGAUGGACAGCAAAUGGAGCAUUCUUUGGAAGAUAUCUAUAUCAUUGAGGACGCGGAGUACCUUAUCUCUCUCAAGGGACUGGAUAUUUCCAUGUUGAUAAAGGGUAUACAAUUUGCCCAGUUAUUCAAAAUGUUCAGUUGCGCAAUACGUGCUACAUUUUAUUACGCACCCUGAAAGAGACAACAGAGGGGGGGGGGGAGUGCUUCGUUUAGCAAAACUCGAGGACGCGGGUACGACUCCCGGCCACAGCCGAAUUCUGUAAUCAACGACGACCCACCGUCGACGGUGGCCGCAUAUCGAUGGGGGAGAAUUGUAAAAACACCCGGAGUCCUCCGCUACGUCGUGCGAUUCAUAUCGUGGUUUUGGCGAGAUAUCAUUAUUAUGCUCCGUCGCGCGGACAGCUCUCAGUACUGUUAAGCGAGCCUGCAGCUUCUAGCGCGCAAACGGAGCCAUGCUGAAUUUUGGCACCUCUUAUGUGGAAUAGAAGCGCAUUUACGCAUAAAAAUUCGAUCUCUCUUCAUCAUAACGUUGUUGUAUUUGUUGUCCUUGUGAACGCCUUCACUGCUCCAUUACUCCAGGAUUUUGUAAUUUGUACCGACUGAAUAAAGUCGAAUAGUGAGACGUAUAA